AUGUCCAAUAUCACCAUCCAGCCAGUGACACAUGAUGAGAUUCCCGCAAUCGUGGACUUCAUAACCAAGGCCCGAGCGGACAUGUUCCCGUUUCUCGACCAAUCAUCUAGCGAUCAAAUGGCCCAGAAGGAACUCGACAUCUUCAAGGACAGAUAUCUCGACCAUCCUCAAGGCGCGUUUCUGGCAGCUUAUUCCGACGGGCAUCUGAUUGCGACAAUUGGCUACGUGGCUUACGAUGGGCGCUUCUCGCAUAUCUCUCUCGAAUCCGAGGAUGUAGUAGAGAUACUGAGAUUAUACGUCGAGCCGGAAUGGCGUCGCGCAGGGCUAGCUUCCAGGCUGUUCGACACGCUAGUCGAGACAGCUCGGCGAUCUGGAAUCAAACAGCUUUACCUUCACACGCAUCCGUUCCUACCGAAUGCCAUUGACUUCUGGAAAGGAAAAGAAUUCUCGGUUAUUACCGUAGAUGAAGAUCCAGUCUGGCAAACGACGCAUAUGGAACGAUCGCUCCACCACUGA
Molecule: messenger RNA, 516 nt
Organism: Fusarium fujikuroi IMI 58289
Lineage: Eukaryota; Fungi; Ascomycota; Sordariomycetes; Hypocreales; Nectriaceae
Exons: 1
Coding region: 1-516 (171 amino acids)
Molecular function (GO): acyltransferase activity, transferring groups other than amino-acyl groups
Source: RefSeq, a predicted model, not a curated record